Helobdella robusta is the source of this 963-nucleotide messenger RNA. RefSeq lists its product as hypothetical. The record is from RefSeq and is a predicted model, not a curated record. The transcript is spliced from 5 exons. NCBI's taxonomy places the organism in Eukaryota, Metazoa, Annelida, Clitellata, Rhynchobdellida, Glossiphoniidae. The coding region runs from base 1 to 963 and encodes 320 amino acids.
AUGUCUCACAUCUUACAUCGAGACAAAAGAAAUAUCAACUUAAAAGAUUUGCUUUUUAAAUGGAUUUUUCCGGAACCCUUUGAAGAUUACGAUGAUGUUACAGCAGAUUCGAGCAACAAAACAACUGGUAAGAAAUUAUACAAACUGGAAUCAAUUAAUGUUUAUCCUCUUAUCAUCUCAAUGCUGUGCUGUGAAACCUGCUGUAGGAGGCAAAUAAGCGAAUUAAAAAAGCGUAGACGAAUCUCAGACUCGUUGACAUCUUUCUUGAAGUGGUCCACGCAUUCUCACAUGAAUGAAGGCUACCCAUUCGGUGUUCUGCACAGAUCCUUUAGUUAUGAUGGUCUGCUGCAUGCUGGAAGGUUGUUGUUGUUGUCCAACAAUGAUGCCCACCUGGAUUACGAACUCAACGAAGGUCAAGGCUACGUUAGGGAGGAGCAUUCGAAACAUGCAGAUGACGAAAUGUGCCGGUCGAAAACAGCUGACGUUAAAGACAAUUUAAUGAAAGAUUUGACCAUAUAUGUUGAAACUUCUAAGACACUUACUUUGGUAGAUAUUGCGGAACAACUAUCUGUUUGCUACCUUGCCUGUCAAUUUCUAUCGCAUUAUGAUGACUGCAAAUUGCAAGAAUUGGAUGAACUUCAUUUAAAACUUAAGAAAUGUGAAACAUUGUUGCAUGACAAGAUAGAAUCAUUUAUAGAUGACUCCAAUGCUGAUGAGUUCAUGGAAAUACUAGUCCCAUUCUUGGAGGAUGAUAACAAAUUUUUCAAUAAAUGUUCCAACAUCUGCUUAGAUUUUAUUUUCACCGUUGUGCCCUUUCAACUUUUUAAAUCAUCCAUCAACUUUUUGCAAAAGUUGUUGGAGCUCAACGUUGAGUCCUCGGUGGCCAAUCAAAGUGGUGACGAUGACGAAAUUAGCGACAGCAUGUUUUCGCUUGACAGCAGCACUGGUAAUAAUUGCUUUUAA